GCUGUGACGCGGCCCGGGCGCUGAGAGUUGGAGAAGUCGCGGAUUUAAAAACUUUCCUUCUGCCAAGUGUGUCCGUGUAAAAGAGCCGCGCGAAGACUCCCCACUUCCAAAAGAGACAAAUAUGUCUUUUUAAACGGCAGCCCGUUCCUCGCACCCGCCACUAAAACCCGCCGCGCUUUGCUCCCGCGACGCACUUUGACAACACUGAAACUAUGGGGUCUCCAGGCGCUCGGACUUCCAGCCUUCGCACGGCUUGUGCUUUUGAGCAACUCUGUCGACACCAUGGCGGCAUCGACCCUUCGCAGGAAAACUGCUCCCAUUUCCACGGGCGAGCUCGGCGCUCCCCCUCUCCGACGGGCUAGCCUCAGCCAAUCACGGCUCGGCGCGGGGGCGGAGCCAGCGGGGAGGCAGCGCUUAAUUGGUGAUGGUCACUCAGAUUGGAUGACGGAAAAAGUCGAUUUGUCUUCGUUUGUGUCUACGACCGAGUCUUCUCCGAGCUCUUCCCUUCCGCCCUCGCCGUUAGAUCAGGAUGUCCGGGUGCCGUCGGACCUGGAGGUGAUGACGUCGCUGCUGCAGGAGGAGCUGGCUCAGCUCGAGGAUUACUUCCGCUCCGAGUCCACGUCCGCCGCCAACAAGUCUGAGAGACCCUCCAAAUGCGAGCGGGGCGCCGCGGCCAUGGGCUCGCAGUCGUACUACCCUCUGCCCUACGGCUCCUACGGCUCCGGCCAGACGGAGCCCAGUCCUGUGGUGGUCACCUUGGCGACGGGGGAGCUGGACCUGGCCGGCUUCUGCGGCAGCCCCAUGGGCAGGGCUAAGAUCGCGCGCCCCGCUCCGUACGGCUACCACCACCGCUACCACCACGGCGGCGGGCGGCGGGUGGUCGGUGAGGCGGCCAAGGCGGUCGAGGACGGCGGGCUGGACUCGUGGGGCUCCAGGGGGUGUUACUCAGGAAGCACGGAGCUGUCCGUCAACCACUACUCCACCCUGAAGACGGUGAGCCGCAACGGCUUCGGCGGCGUGAAGAAGGUCCGAGAAUGUGCGCUGUCGCUGAAGGAGGAGGAGAGCUUCUGCUUCUCCGAGGGGAUGUUCUGCAGCGAGGAGAUCGCCCGCGGCUUCUGCCUGGGCGGCUCGUACGACGCCCACCGGCGCGAGGGUCAGCUGAUGCACAACGUGAAGGUCAACGUAAGUUACGAGGGCGCGGGGCUGGAGGUGCUGCACUGCGGCAAAGACGGAGGACUUUCUGGAAGCGCGCCCCCAGAGACCAUGGUGGCCGGCGACGGCUACUUCCACCAGCCGCCCGCCGCCGAGCCUUACCACAGCUUUAUCGGGGAGCUGGAGCAGCCGGCGCCGGCGCUGGAGCCCCAGCACGGCCACUACCUCUACCCAGAAUGCCUUGCAGACCAAAGCUACGAAUGUCUGUCCAGAGGGGAGGGCGAGGGCUCCCUGCUGGGGGCCCCCGUCCACCGGCCCCGGUUGAAGGACGACCCCUGCGGCGUGAAGCCGGCUCUGGCGAUGGGCGCCGGUCCUAUGGAAGGCUGCACCGGUGAGAGGAAGCAGAAGAAGAGGGACCAGAACAAGACGGCUGCCCACAGGUACAGGCUGCGGAAGAGGGCGGAGCUGGACUCUCUGGAGGAGGAGCUCCACGGCCUGGAGGGCCAGAACCGGGAGCUCCGGGACAAGGCCGAGUCCGUGGAGCGGGAGAUCCAGUACGUCAAAGAUCUCCUGAUCGAGGUGUACAAGGCUCGCAGCCAGCGGCUCAAACAGGACGGCAGUGCCUGAAGGAUCCCGCCGCCUCCGGGCCCAACCCCCCCCUACAGAAGCAGCGCCAGGAUGGAGAGGAAGGCGAGAGAGAGCGCCGUUAUGUGGCAAACAAAGAGGGAACAUGCAUGUUUUAGGUCAUUUUUACAAAUGUAAGUGCUGGAAGAAGGACUGUGGACGUAAGAGACUCCUUGAAAGAAGAGCGCGUGUGAAGCGCGGGCGACCCGCCGUCACCGGCCUGGAGGCAGAGACGGCGAACUUUUCCGUGACCACUGUGAUCCAAGCCGAACUCUCAGCCUCGUCACGACUGACUCGACGAUCGCUCACCACUGACUUUUUCUUGUGAUUUUUGUGACGCAUCAGCAGCAUCGAUUCGAGGCGCAUCCGCACCAAAUAUAUAUUUUAUUUGAUAUUUUAUUUUUGCUUAAUAAUGCUAAUUUAUAAUUUUGCUUCAAACUAAAUAAAAGGAUUGUUGGGAAAAAAAAGUGAAUGAUGAUAAAGAGAAACCCUUAGAACUUGAGUAUUUAGAGCCGCCGAGAAACAAAACUGCAUGUCUGGAAACGCAUGUGCGAGUGUUGUUUUAAUUCCUGCAUGGCUUCAGGAUCUCCGUUCUGCUCCUUAUCAGAGGUUCUGAGUUUCAGUGGGAUCCACGCUCAGGUUCCUGGCUUCAGGAUCUCGGUUUUGCUCCUCAUCAGAGGUUCUGAGUUUCAGUGGGAUCCACGCUCAGGUUCCUGAUUUUUCUUUUGCCGCCUUUUUGUUUUUCUCUGUACGUUGCGAACAAACAAUCACCUGUUGAAGCAACAAUCAGCCGUUGUUGGCUGACGGCACGAAUCUGUGGGAUUUCUGUUUUCACUUGAUUGAUAUGAUGAUGUAUCUGAAAUUCAGGUCCUAAUGUUUGAUGUCAGCGUCAGGAAAUGAGUCAUCAGGUCAACUGCAGCCAAAUAAUCAAAUAAUAAAGCAGAUCUGUGAAAUUA
Cololabis saira (Pacific saury) is the source of this 2732-nucleotide messenger RNA. RefSeq names its product activating transcription factor 5b (gene atf5b). The record is from RefSeq and is a predicted model, not a curated record. Gene Ontology annotation, biological process: regulation of transcription by RNA polymerase II. Lineage: Eukaryota; Metazoa; Chordata; Actinopteri; Beloniformes; Belonidae. The coding region runs from base 283 to 1779 and encodes 498 amino acids. Gene Ontology annotation, cellular component: nucleus. The transcript is spliced from 4 exons. Gene Ontology annotation, molecular function: RNA polymerase II transcription regulatory region sequence-specific DNA binding; DNA-binding transcription activator activity, RNA polymerase II-specific.